Molecule: messenger RNA, 956 nt
Organism: Salvia splendens (bonfire salvia)
Lineage: Eukaryota; Viridiplantae; Streptophyta; Magnoliopsida; Lamiales; Lamiaceae
Product: F-box protein VBF
Exons: 3
Coding region: 12-842 (276 amino acids)
Molecular function (GO): protein binding
Source: RefSeq, a predicted model, not a curated record
UAGAUAUUGGAAUGGCAUGUUUAUGGAGGCAGCUGCCGGAAGACUGCGUCUCGAGGAUAUUAUCCAGGACUUCUCCGGCAGAUGUAUGCAGAACUCUUACAGUCUCCAAGGACUUCCGACGUCCCGCUGAAUCCAACCUUGUGUGGAACCAAUUCUUGCCUUCCGAUAUCCAUACCAUUCUCCCAUCACCAAUCAACUCCUCAUCCACCAAAAACCUCUUUUUCCUCCUCUCUCAAUCCAUCCUUCUUGAUGAUGCCAAAAAGGCAUUUGCAUUAGAGAUAUCAACAGGGAGAAAAUCAUACAUAAUUUCUGCAACAGAUCUUUCCAUUUUCCACAACAACAGCAGCAACUGGACCUGGAAAUCCAUCCCAGAAUCAAGAUUUGAUAAGGUGGGUGAGGUGAAAGCGGCAGAGAGGCUCGAAAUAGAGGGCAAGAUAAGAAGCCAAGCACUGUCUCCCGAAACCAACUAUGGCGCAUACCUAUUAUUCAAAAUCAGCAAGGAUGCAUACGGCCUCAACUCCAUACCAUGUGAAACCUUCAUAGCUUCCGGGGACCGCCUGCUGGCCACCAGCACCGCCACUUUAGACGACACCACUAACCGCCCCUUGCACGCCCUCUUCUACGGGAACAGGUUGCACAUGAUGAAGGAGAGGAUAGGGCCCAACACCGCCACAGCCGCCCCUUCUAAGAGGCAAGAUGGCUGGCUCGAAAUCCACAUCGGAGACUUCUUUAUAGGUGCUGGUGACACCGGCGACAUAACCAUGGCUGUCAAGGAGAUUAAGGGUCAUCAGCUUAAGGGAGGGCUCAUUGUUGAAGGAAUCCAUGUUAGGCCAAAUCCCUAGUUGAACAUUUUUUUUUCUUUUUUAAUUUCAUUCAUUCAUGGAUGCACAUGUUGUUGUAAGAAGUUUGUAUUAAUUAUAUUAAACCUGAAUCAAACGAACAUAUAGAUUUGUUUU